This is a messenger RNA of Drosophila albomicans, 4357 nucleotides long. RefSeq lists its product as uncharacterized. NCBI's taxonomy places the organism in Eukaryota, Metazoa, Arthropoda, Insecta, Diptera, Drosophilidae. Gene Ontology annotation, molecular function: sugar transmembrane transporter activity. Gene Ontology annotation, cellular component: membrane. The coding region runs from base 45 to 4295 and encodes 1416 amino acids. The transcript is spliced from 18 exons. The record is from RefSeq and is a predicted model, not a curated record. Gene Ontology annotation, biological process: carbohydrate transport; transmembrane transport.
CAGUCAGUCUGUCGAGAAUUUUGUUGAAUGACAACAUCAUCGAGAUGAAGCUAAGCAUAUUCGAGAAUCCCAACUGCCUGCUGAAUCGCAGAAAUCGUUAUCAGUUCUUAGCCACAUUUCUAGUGACAUUUUCGACAUUUUCUCAUGGGGUGGGCGUUGGUUGGAUGUCCCCUGUUAUGAGGGAUUUGCAAUCACCCGAAUCGCCGCUCAGCUUUGAAGUGUUUGUUGAGGAAAUAUCCUGGAUUGGCUCGCUGAUUGGCAUUGGCAGUAUUAUUGGGAAUUUAUUGGCUGGCUUUCUACAAGAUCGCAUUGGACGCAAGCCAGUCUUAUAUUUCCUAGCAUUUCCUUAUUUGUGUUUCUGGUUGUUGGCUUACUUUGCUCAGAGUGUGGAAUAUCUUUAUGCGGGUCGUCUCUUGGCUGGCAUUACAGGCGGCGGAGGCUAUAUAGUUUUACCCAUUUUUAUCAGUGAAAUCUCCGAUGCCAAAAUUCGUGGUCGUCUUGGCUCUAUGCUCAUGCUCUCGGUCAACAUGGGCGUGCUCGUUGGUUAUAUUCUCUCCACAAAUGUGCAUUACUAUAUAGCGCCCUUUUUCAUCAUUCCGCUGCCCAUUUGCUAUUUGGUUGGCAAUCUUUUUCUGCCCGAGACGCCUUUUUAUUUGAUUACCAAAGGCAAAUUUGGUGCUGCAGAAAAGUCCUUUAGAUUUUACAAGAAUAUUCAAGAGAAUGACAAGACUUCAAUGGCAGAGUUUGAGGAGAUCAAGUAUAAGUUGACCAAGGAACAGGCACUAAAGGUCAAUGCCUUUAACUACAGGGACUUUAUUACCAAGCCUGCCUUUAAGGCUUAUGCCACAGCCUUGGUGUUGCUCGGUUGCAAUCAAUUUACGGGCACCUUUUGCUUCACCACCUACAUGACGGACAUCUUUGAGAUCUCACAUGCUUCGAUGGAUGCGGGCACUUCCACGAUUAUCCUGGGAGCUGUCCAAAUUGUGGGCGUCUGUGCCACAAUUUUGUUCUGUGAUCGAUAUGGUCGCAAAUUCCUGUUAAUGAUCUCUUCCCUUGGUGCUUCCAUUUGUCUAGGUGCCUUUGGUUUUUACAUAUACUUUGCGGAACGAUACGAUCUCUCUGCCUGGGGAUGGAUACCAUUAGUUCUCUUGACAUUGGAGAUGUUCUUAUGUCAUAUUGGUUUGGUUGGCAUCAUCUUUGUGGUCUUGGUUGAGGUCAUGCCAGCUCGGAUACGUUCGGUGGCCGUCUCUACAUUUAUUGUUCUUCUCAGUUCUCUCGUUUUUCUCACGCUGAAAAUCUUUCCACUCUGCUUAAAGUACUGGGGACUUGCCCUCACUAUGUGGGCUGCCAGUGUCGUUGGAUUGCUCGGCUUCAUUUACUUUAGCUUGUGCUUUGUCGAGACCAAAGGCAAAUCUAUGCUGGAUAAUAGAUCAUUCAACACGACUGGAAAAAUGUUUGCGAAACUAUUGAAUAGUCCAGACUGUUUACUGAAUCAAAGGAAUCGCAAGCAAUUUCUAGCCACAUUGCUGAUCAAUUUAAUAUGCAUUGCUCAUGGCAUUGGAAUUGGUUGGUUUGCGCCCACAAUGCGCAAAAUGCAAACUGAAGAGACGCCUAUGAAUUUUAUGGCCACCGUCUCUGAGGUCUCCUGGGUUGGUUCAUUCCUGGGCAUGGGAGCGAUGACAGGAAAUGCUCUAAUGGGAAUCAUCCUUCCCUAUUUGGGCAGCAAGUUGUGUCUACUUUUUGUGGCCAUUCCUCAGACGUGCCAUUGGCUUUUAGUCUAUUUCGCCGAGAGAGUGGAAUAUCUCUAUGUCGGACGCUUUCUUGCCGGUCUUUGCAGUGGCGGCAUGUACAUCGUUCAUUCCAUGUUCCUCAGCGAAAUUUCAGAUCCCAGAAUUCGUGGGACACUCGGUGCUAUAGUGAUGUUAUCUGUGAAUAUAGGCGUGUUUCUUGGCUACAUUAUGGGCACACACAUGUCGUUCAGCAUCACACCAUUCAUAGUAUUAUUACUUCCAGUUUGUUACUUUUUAUUAACGCUAUGUUUUAUACCGGAAUCGCCAGUGCAUCUGAUAAGAAAAGGCAACUUGAAGGCGGCUGAGAUAUCUUUCCGUUAUUAUAAGAAUAUCAAGGAUUUCAAUCGAUCUGCAGCCGUGGAGGAAUUUGAGGAUAUGCGACAGAAGCUAACGGAGGAUGACAAAGCAUCCAGUAACGUGACUAUCAAGGAUUUUGUGUCCAGGUCAGCUUUCCGAGCUUAUGCAUCCGCUGCAGUCUUGCUGAUUGCGAAUCAAUUCAGCGGCAUUUUCGCCAUGGUCAGCUACAUGUCGGACAUCUUUGAAAAAUCGGGCAGCACUAUGGACCCAGAUACCUGCACCAUUAUCAUUGGCAUCGUUCAGAUUCUAGGCACAUAUGCAACGGCUUUACUUUGCGAUGUCUGGGGACGUCGUCUGCUUCUCGUUGUCUCCUCGGGCGGAGUUGCUGUCAGUCUCUUUGGUUUCGGUUUCUUUACAUAUUUUGCACAGUGGUACGAUUUGAGUGAUUGGAGUUGGGUGCCUCUUGUGUUGAUGUCGAUCUGCAUCUUUAUGGGCAAUAUUGGACUUGUCGGCUGCUUCUUUAUGGCCUUGGUCGAAAUGUUUCCUCUAAAGAUUCGCACUCGUGCCACAUCGAUUUCUGUGGUUAUUUGCGGAUUCUGUGUGUUCAUCAUGCUCAACAUUCUCCCACUGUGCAUGGCUGAAUGGGGUUUGCCAGCAACGAUGUGGUCUUGUGCUGGGAUAUCAGCAUUGAGCUUUAUUUAUUUUGUCUUGUUCUUGAAGGAAACAAAAGGCAAAUCCAUGCUUGAAGACUUUUCAGUUAGAAAUAGAAUUUCGCUCGUGCCAGACUCAAUCAGCUCGAAACUAGAAAUGUUUGAACGACUCUUAGCGCGCCCAAACUGUCUGAUUAAUCGCAGGAAUCGCUAUCAGCUGUUAUCCACAGUGCUAAUUAAUUUAAUAUGCAUAUCACAUGGCAUUGGCAUUGGUUGGUUGUCGCCAACGCUGCGCAAGCUGCAAACUCCCGAAUCGCCUUUGAGUUUUCCUCUCAACGUUAAUGAAGUGUCUUGGGUGGGCUCCGCUUUGGGCAUAGGUUCAGUUAUUGGCAAUUCACUCAGUGGUCUGUUAAUUUCACGCCUAGGCAGCAAAGCUUGUCUGCUCUUCAUCGCCUUACCACACUCAUGCCUUUGGAUUAUGGUGUACUUUGCCACGAGCGUGGAGUAUCUGAUCGCAGGACGCUUGCUAGCUGGCAUCACAGGAGGCGGCAUUUAUAUAAUACAUCCACUUUUUAUCAGUGAAUAUUGCGAUGCAAACAUCCGUGGAACUUGUGCCACCAUGGUAAUGUUGUCGGUUAACACGGGCAUUCUUAUAGGCUACAUUGUGGGCACUCAUGUCUCAUACUAUGUUGUGCCAUUUAUCGUACUUAUCUUACCGCUUAGUUUCUUUAUAUCUGUGCUCUUAUUCAUACGCGACUCACCGAUGCAUCUCAUCAACAAGGGCAAGUUUACGGCUGCUGAAGCAUCUUUUAGAUACUACAAGAACAUUAAAGAUAGCGACAGCUUAAGUGAUCAGGCCACCGCAAUGGCAGAAUUUAAAGAUAUGAAAAUGACCCUGACAAAUGAAGAUAAUCAGCUCGACAAGGUGACCAUAAAGGACUUUUUCACUCGAGCUGCCAUUAAAGGCUAUGCUAUGGCUUCUGUUAUAGUCAUUGCUAAUCAGUUUAGCGGCGUCUUUACCAUGGUCAACUAUAUGACGGAUAUCUUUGCCAAGUCGGGCAGCACCAUGGAUCCAAAUACUAGCACAAUUAUCAUUGGAUCUGUGCAACUCUUUGGUGCCUAUGUCACUACACUGCUUUGCGAUGUCUUUGGCCGCAGAAUUCUGAUGCUCGUCUCAUCGGCAGGCGUAGCAUUAAGUUUAACUGGUUUCGGUUUCUUUACCUACUUCACUGAGAUGUAUGAUCUGAGCCAAUGGAGCUGGGUGCCAGUGGCCAUAAUGUCGGUGGACAUCUUUUUGGGCAACAUUGGCCUAGUUAGCUGCCUAUUUGUGCUCAUGGUUGAAAUGUAUCCCCUCAAGAUUCGUGCCAGAGCAACAUCAAUUUCGAUUGUUGUCUGCAGUUCAUUGGUAUUUCUCAUGCUCAACAUUUUCCCUCUAUGCAUGCAUUACUGGGGUCUGCCUACAACAAUGUGGUCUAUGGGGGGCAUUACUUUCUUCUGUUUUAUUUGCUUUUUAUUCUUUUUAAAAGAAACUAAAGGAAAGUCGAUGCUAGAAGAUUGAUCGAAAGGCAACAACUGGUAUUUUCAAUGUUACCGAUAAGCUAUCGAAAAUGGUUGGUCAAU